This is a messenger RNA of Chanos chanos (milkfish), 866 nucleotides long. Its product is annotated as dexamethasone-induced Ras-related protein 1-like. Bases 69 to 866 code for a protein of 265 amino acids. Gene Ontology annotation, molecular function: GTPase activity; G-protein beta-subunit binding; GTP binding. The record is from RefSeq and is a predicted model, not a curated record. NCBI's taxonomy places the organism in Eukaryota, Metazoa, Chordata, Actinopteri, Gonorynchiformes, Chanidae. Gene Ontology annotation, biological process: signal transduction. The transcript is spliced from 2 exons.
ACAAACCGAACUACAACUUCUGCCUUCGUGGUUGUCAUACUAUAUAGGCUAAAACAAAUCCUGCAACCAUGAUAAAGAAAAUGUCUCCGUCCGAAAACGAGUUUGACAUCCCCGCCAAAAACUGCCACAGAAUGGUCAUUUUGGGCUCCACAAAAGUUGGCAAGACAGCCAUCAUCUCUCGUUUUCUAAACGAACGGUUCGAUGACCAGUACACACCGACAAUCGAGGAUUUUCACAGGAAAUUCUACAGCAUCCGCGGGGAUGUAUACCAACUGGACAUUUUGGACACUUCGGGGAAUCAUCCAUUCCCCGCUAUGAGGAGGCUCUCAAUUCUGACAGGUGAUGUCUUUAUCCUUGUCUUCAGUCUGGAUAACAGAGACUCCUUCCUUGAGGUGCAGCGUCUCAAGCGACAGAUAUUCGAGACCAAGUCCUGUCUUAAAAACAAGACCAAAGAAAAUGUGGACGUCCCACUGGUGAUCUGUGGGAAUAAAUGUGACCGGGAGUUCUACCGGGAAGUCAAGGAAGAGGAGAUUGAACAACUCAUUUCUGGGGAUGAGCAGUGCGCUUAUUUUGAGAUCUCUGCAAAACGGAACACUAACGUAGACCAAAUGUUUCAAGCCUUAUUUACCUUAGCCAAACUCCCCAACGAAAUGAGCCCAGACCGUCAUCGCAAAGUGUCUCUCCAGUACAGCGAUGUGCUACACAGAAAGUCCUUCAGAAAUAAGAAGUUCAAAGACGGAGACGCCUAUGGUAUUGUUGCACCCUUUGCGCGACGACCAAGUGUGCACAGUGACUUAAUGUACAUAAAAGAGAAAGCCAUCGGUGGCAGUCAAGGAAAGGACAAAGACAGGUGUGUCAUCUGCUAA